AUGGCUCCCCGAUACAAGGACGGAGAUGCCGUGGUUGCCAUCAACGGCAAAUGGGUUGCAUGGACUCACACCGUCUUCGCGUAUGCGGCGUUCAUCAGCGCGUUGAUUGUCGGCAUUGCGUUGCACUAUCACAAGAUCGUUCAAAAUGAACAUUACGGCUACCCCAUUGAAUGGUUCCCCUCGGUGUCUGCGACGAUCGGUGACCGAUAUCCCGAACGUUCCUUUUUCCAGGUCUUUAUUGCUAUCACUUCCGGUCCUCGCUUCGCCCUUGUGUUCCUAUGGUACAUCCUCACUUCGCGUCCAAACUCAUCCCUACCCAAGUUUGUUGCCGGCGUGGGCAUCUUCCGAACAUUGACAUGCGGUGGUUGGACCUAUGUUACAUCUACCGAUGACCACGACUGGCAUGACAUCUUCAUGAUCUCUUACUUGGUGGCCACUUUGCCGUGGACCCUGGGUUGCCUUGCGCUCAGCCCGAACAACCGCCGUGCCGUUAAGUACCGCAAAAUCAUGGCAAGUUUGUUCUUUGGAACAUUGGUUCCGUUGAUCUACUACUUCAUUCAGCACAAGGUCCACAAGGUCCCUGGUGCCUACACCAAAUAUGCCUUCUUUGAAUGGUCCCUAAUCCUAUUCGAUGUCGGCUUUGAUGCUGUCACGGCUCUUGACUUCGAGAGCUUUGAACUGGUGGUGAGGGAUGUUAAGGGUGCUAGCAGAGGGCAAUUGAAAACGACUGCAGAUGCUGUCUUGGAAAAAGAGAAGGGCAAGCCAGUGGGCAACACCUUUGGCGAGGGCUUCUUCUGGGCUGAGAUCAUUGAUGCCGCCUCAGAUGUCUACAACGGGUUUGUUUUCUGGACCAUUGUGACUGCUCUGCCUGUCCUUGUCUGGUACUUCCCUCUCUGGCACAUGGGUAUCUCCGGAUAUGAGGUUGCCAUUGUUUGCUGCACAUCCCCGUUGCUCUACGUCAUCCCAUCCCUACGACACGCAGCGGUGAAUAAUCUCCGCCUUCUCCACCUGGUCUCACUCGUUGGUCUUCUUGGAUAUAAAUUCCAGGAUCCUGCCAACCGUCUCUUUGUGACUGGGUUUGCUCUGUCUACUACUUGCGCAGCAUGGUCCGCUAGCUUCUUUGCCGAAAGGGCCAACACCCCUCGUCUCGAAGCCCGUAUAAUGGCUUGGGGAAUCGGUCUGAUUCUGUCCGUCGUUGCCAAGUUCGCAUGUAAGACCAACAACCCCCUUUGGCCAAUCGUCCACGCCGAGAAUGGUGGCUGGAACAAAACCGGAAUUUUCAUUGCUCUGCUCGCUGUUUUGAGGUCCCAGAGAGGUUCAAACAGGAGCGGCGGUGAACAUUUGCCAGUUGGUGGCAAGAAGGGCUCGUCCAUUCUUGCUGGUGUUGGGUUUGGCGCUCUGAUGUUCGCCAUAGUAUCACUUUUGACUGACUCGAGUACCAUGAUCUCGUGGGUCUGGGACGGAUACCCGGUGCGCGGACCGCUCGCAGCUCCUCACGGUGUUCUGACGAUCUUUGCAAUGGGAGCCGGCCUUGUGUUCGGCAUCUUCCACCCUAGAAUCGCUGGAAGCUGGACUGCCUUUGGUGUCGGUUCCACUGGUGCUGCACUCCUUACUUGCUAUCACCACUGGACUGGAUUCUAUGGUGCCCUUAUUCUUGCGUUCUAUAUCAUGGCCGUUGCUCCCGUUCUGAUCGCGUCCAGCGUUCGUCAUUCUCCUGCGAGCACGUUCGGCAUCGGCUUCAUCCUCUAUGUGGCCCUUUUGCUCUUCCACGUUUGGGUUGUCGCCUAUGCCUUCGUGCCAGGUGGCCCGUUGCUUCGUGAACACACUGACUGGCUCAUGACCACUACAAUGCUGUCUAUCGGUGCGGGUGUUUUCUCUGCGGCGACCUCGAACUCGACUCGCUCCCGCAGGGCUCACAAACCCAUCAACCCCAAUAGCAGGAAACAACGAUCGUACUACAUCUAUGUUCUUGCUGUACUGCAACUGCUUUCCGUGUCUAUCGCCUACCUUCGCUUCCCGACCAAUGAUUACACCCCUCAUCACAAGGAGGACAAGGUUGUGACUGCUGGCAUCUGGACUGUCCACUUCGGCCUUGACAACAACAUGUGGUCAUCUGAGCGCCGCAUGCGCGACGUCAUUAGUGAGCUUGAGUUGGAUGUCAUUGGCUUCCUUGAAUCUGAUAACCAGCGUAUCAUCAUGGGCAACAGGGAUGUCACACAGUUCAUCGCCGAGGAUCUUGGCUACUACACUGACUUCGGUCCCGGUCCCAACAAGCACACCUGGGGCUCUGCCUUGCUAUCCAAGUUCCCCAUCGUCAACUCUACGCACCACCUCCUCCCCUCGCCCGUGGGUGAGCUGGCACCUGCAAUCCACGCCACACUCGACAUGUACGGCGAGAUGAUUGAUGUUGUUGUGUUCCACUCUGGACAGGAAGAGGAUCCCGAGGACCGCCGCUUGCAGAGCGAGUAUCUGUCAAAGCUGAUGGGCGACUCCCCGCGUCCUCUGAUCCUGUUGAGUUACCUCGUCACCAAGCCGCUCGAGGGUAACUACAACACCUACGUGAGCGAGCGUAGCCAAAUGAAGGAUAUUGACCCUACCGACUGGGAUAGAUGGUGCGAGUACCUUCUCUUCAAGAAGCUGCACCGCACUGGCUACGCCAGAAUCAGUCGUGACACCAUUACGGAUACGGAGAUCCAGGUUGGAAAGUUCGUCAUUGGCGAGCCCGAGCCCGAAACUGAGAUGCGUAUCCCAGAGGAAAUGGUCCCUGUUGGUCGCCGCUUCCCAGCCUUGUUCCGCGGUCAGGGAGUGCGCGGACACCGCUACCACGUCUUCGACGAGCCCAGGUACUGGCAAUAG
Molecule: messenger RNA, 2856 nt
Organism: Penicillium digitatum Pd1
Lineage: Eukaryota; Fungi; Ascomycota; Eurotiomycetes; Eurotiales; Aspergillaceae
Biological process (GO): fungal-type cell wall organization; GPI anchor biosynthetic process
Cellular component (GO): endoplasmic reticulum
Source: RefSeq, a predicted model, not a curated record